Messenger RNA from Pogona vitticeps (central bearded dragon), 4825 nucleotides. It is a transcript of the gene DDX17, whose product is annotated as DEAD-box helicase 17. Lineage: Eukaryota; Metazoa; Chordata; Lepidosauria; Squamata; Agamidae. Gene Ontology annotation, molecular function: nucleic acid binding; ATP binding; RNA helicase activity. The record is from RefSeq and is a predicted model, not a curated record.
CCCCCUUCCCCCCCGCCCGGGUUGGGGUUUCCUUACGGUUCGGUUCGCAACACAGACGACUUGUGAGAAUUUGCAGAAAAGUGUAGGUCUUCGCAGAAAGAACCAACUCAUCAGAUCUGCAGCUACGCAUUUUCCGCACGCCUCGUCCUUUUUUGAAUCCACCCUUGGGAGCGUCGCUGAGUUCUUUUUCUUUCGCGGAUACGUGGAGGGAAAAUUCUGUCUCCCCGCCCUCGCCGGCUAUUCAGGGACACUCUUACGCAACAAUCCGGCAGACUGAUAACGUAAGAAGAGGCCAGCUAGAGCAACGGCGGCCAUUUUGUGUCAGGAGGCCGGAGGAAAAAGGCUGACUGGCUUUCCCUCCCUCAGCAACUCCUGACUCGGUUUGGCCUGUCGAAGGUUUUGGGACUUUGAGCCCAGCCGGCUUUCUAAGCAAGGGGAAACACAGCUACUAAGGCUGCGCCAACAGAUAUCUUUCUGCAGCCAGAAAAGCCACAAGAGGUUCGGCCGGGCCCCCUGAACGUCGGCUCUCCGGGUCCAGCGCCGGGAAGCCCUUUCGGCCUGUCAGGAUGCGAGGCUUCGGAGACCGAGGCCGCGACCGGGACCGCGGCGGGUUUGGCAGUCCUCUUCCUCCCAAAAAAUUCGGAAACCCUGGGGAACGUUUGCGUAAGAAAAAAUGGGACUUGAGUGAAUUGCCCAAGUUUGAGAAGAAUUUCUAUGCUGAGCAUCCAGAAGUGGCAAGACUCACUCCAUAUGAGGUUGAUGAAUUGAGAAGAAAGAAAGAGAUUACAGUUCGAGGUGCAGAUGGUUGCCCCAAGCCUGUAUUUGCCUUCCACCAGUGUAACUUCCCUCAAUAUGUCAUGGAUGUCUUGAUCGACCAGCAUUUCACAGAACCAACUCCAAUUCAGUGUCAGGGCUUCCCGUUGGCCCUUAGUGGUCGUGACAUGGUGGGCAUUGCACAGACUGGCUCUGGAAAAACAUUAGCAUACCUGCUGCCCGCGAUUGUUCACAUCAAUCACCAACCAUAUUUAGAAAGGGGGGAUGGUCCAAUUUGCUUGGUUUUAGCUCCUACCCGAGAAUUGGCUCAGCAAGUCCAACAGGUGGCUGAUGAUUAUGGCAAAUGUUCCAGACUGAAGAGUACGUGUAUAUAUGGAGGAGCACCCAAAGGUCCACAGAUCAGAGACUUGGAGAGAGGCGUUGAAAUUUGCAUUGCUACCCCUGGACGUCUGAUCGAUUUCUUGGAAGCAGGGAAGACGAAUCUCCGGCGAUGUACAUACCUUGUACUGGAUGAAGCUGAUAGAAUGCUGGAUAUGGGUUUUGAACCUCAGAUACGUAAAAUUGUGGAUCAGAUAAGACCUGAUAGGCAAACCCUAAUGUGGAGUGCCACUUGGCCAAAGGAGGUGCGCCAGCUAGCUGAGGAUUUCUUGCAUGACUAUGUCCAGAUCAACGUGGGCAACCUGGAGCUGAGUGCCAAUCAUAAUAUCCUGCAGAUAGUGGAUGUGUGCAUGGAGAACGAGAAGGAUCAUAAACUGAUACAGCUGAUGGAAGAAAUCAUGGCUGAAAAAGAGAACAAGACAAUUAUUUUUGUGGAGACAAAACGACGAUGUGAUGAUCUAACUCGACGAAUGCGUAGAGAUGGUUGGCCAGCUAUGUGUAUUCAUGGAGACAAGAGUCAGCCAGAACGAGAUUGGGUGCUUAAUGAAUUCCGUUCUGGAAAGGCUCCUAUCCUCAUUGCUACAGAUGUUGCAUCUCGUGGGCUAGAUGUGGAAGAUGUAAAGUUUGUGAUAAACUACGACUAUCCAAACAGCUCAGAAGAUUAUGUGCACAGAAUUGGCCGUACUGCCCGGAGCACCAACAAAGGCACUGCCUAUACUUUCUUCACACCAGGAAAUUUGAAACAAGCUAGAGAACUAAUAAAAGUGCUAGAGGAGGCCAAUCAGGCUAUCAAUCCAAAACUGAUGCAGCUUGUGGACCAUAGAGGUGGUGGCGGCGGUGGAGGUGGCCGUUCUCGUUACCGUACCAGUAACUCUUCCAAUAAUCCUAAUCUGAUGUACCAAGAAGAGUGUGAACGGAGGCUCCGGGGAGUUAAAGAUGGCCGAAGAGACUCAACUGGUUUCCGAGACCGCGAUCGUGGUGACAGCUUUGCCAAUGGAGCCAACAAGGGCUAUGGCGGUGCAUAUGGAAAUGCAAAUUCUGCCUUUGGGGCACAGCAGGGCCAGUAUGCUUAUGCCCAGGGAGCCUAUGGAGCAGCUGCGUAUGGAGCAAGUGGCUACGGGGCAGAAUAUGGUGCUGCUGGGUAUGGUGGAGCCAGCACUGCCAACAGUGGGAGAAACUCACAAAGCACCAAUCAGCAGCAGUAUGCAGGGAUAGGCCGUUCAGGCCAGCAGCCACAGCCUCUCAUGUCGCAACAGUUUCCCCAGCCUCCAGGCACCAACGUGAUGGGCUAUAUGGGACAGACUGCCAACUACCAAUAUCCUCCUCCUCCACCACCCCCUCCCCCUUCACGCAAAUGAGAUCAUUUGGUUUAGUGGUUACCAGUCAAGAUUUGCAAUUAAAAACCUCUUCUCUCCUCCCUCACCACCCCCAGUGUGAUGUUUUCCCCUUAUGCAGGUUAGAUCUAGAAUUCACCAUCCAAAUUCUGCCCACAGACAGUGGUCUCCAGUCCACAUUAUUGAUUUUGUUUUUAAAAUUAGUGAUGGCUGGAAAACUGACUUUACACAUGUUUUGGCCUUGCAUGUUGAGUGAUACAGAAUGAUUAUUUUCUCUUUCAAAAAAAAACAAACAAACAAACAAAUUCCUAUAGGGCAGAUAUGUCCCAGUCCAAUUCUCAUUGUGUCUGAGGCUUGUGUAUGAAAACUUGCUGCAGAGAGGACAACUUAUCCAUGCUGUGAACCAAGAAAAGUGGUGCUAAGGAGUGGUCCUGUCUUAACAGAAUAUUAAAGAUGGUGUGCUUUUUUUUCUUACCAAAAUUGAGACUUGAUUUGCUUCAGCAGCAAUUGGAUUGAAGACCUUGGAUUUGGCACAGGUGAAUAUUGAAAAGAUAAUUAAUCUAGUUUUUCUCAGGUUGUUGUAAAACUCCACUCCACAGAUAAGGGGAAGGGAUAUUAGAGUGUUGGAGCUGAGUGUUCUUCUCUGUUGGCAUGCACUUUCACCCCAAGUUUAAUCACAAAAUUAUUACAUUUUUAUAAGUUAAGCAGAUUUUUGCAUGACUCUUAAGUUGCUAACACGUCCAUUUCACCCAAGGGAUUAUAAUUUAAGUCUUUUUCUCAAGUUUGAAUUGCUGAGGUUAAGAUUGUACUCAGCAGGAUUGUAAAAGGGGAUGCUAGCUUGGUCUUCAUUUACUUGGUAUCUAUUACUUUAAUGUAAAAUGCCUCAUUCUGGAUACCACUGUAAUGAGUAAAAUGGUUCAGUUUUCUAUUUUAAAUCUUAAAAGGAUGAUUUUAGACAAAAUGGAAUAUGAACCCCUAUUCGUGGGGGAGGAGGAAGAGAUGGCAAAUAUGUCUUGAAGCUACCUUCGUAUUCUCAUCUGAUUAGGGCUUUGCUUGGCUUUUGAAUGAAUUUCUUCAGCUGUCUUUUACACUCGGCUUUUACAGGUAGGUAGCCUUCUAGGAACUUUUAGGGAAGGAUAGAAGUUUAGUAAACGCUUCCAUUCAAUAUUGUUGAUUUUUUUUCCCCUAGGCUGAGCAAGGCUUUAGGUGGGUGGGUAGGGUGGGAUCCCUCUUCAAGUACUAAGGCUUAUGUCUUGUGAUUUCUAGCAGAAGGAUUGGUAUUGUUGGCUUUGCAGUGCAUCACCUGUUCAUGUUCAGAGAACAAGGCAGGAGAUCACUUAUAUACCGACUGAGAGGCAUAAUGUGUUUGCUGCAGUGUUUUCUUCUGUUUUGGGAAAUGUGCAGUUCAGCCAAAUAAGCCAGUCCAGUUAUUUUAUAGCAGUGUGGGGCUGGCAUAUAAAAAUGGAAUUUUGAUUUAUGUUCCCAGAGCUCAUAAAUCAGUUGUUUAUCUCCACGCAACAUACAGGUAGGUUGUUGGCACAGACUGGGGGAGGGACAUUUUUGGUAGUUCUAAUUUUUUUUCUUGUUUAUUUCUGUAAUCAUAAAUUUGCAGAAUUAAGAAUUCUGGCAGUGAGUUUCAGAGCUUAAAAAGGUUUGAAAUGAUCAUUUGCUGAACACUGACUAAAUCUUUCCUGGAAAAGAUAUCAUUGGGCUGUUGGUUAGUGCAGAUAUUAACCUAAAAACAUGGUGGAGAUGUGUACUUCCCAUUUUCCUUAAAAGGGGUUUCAAGAAGGUCAUGUCUGUUGUGUGGUCUUCACCAAUCGUUGCAGCCAUAAAAUUGUUUUUGGGUUUUGUGCUUUGUUGUAGCUUGGCAACAACUAUAGCCCAGAGUCUUCAGGCUCAGCCUGAGUUUUAAUUAACCAUUGAAUGCUCUGUGGCAUGUACUGAUUAUGACCCACCUGGUGCUGCUUGGUUCCAUCUACCAGCUAAAGAGCCCUGUUGACAAAGUUGUAAUGUCCAUCGCUACCCCCAGUGAACAUUUUUAGAAAUAUCAGUCCAGCUUAUAUUCCCUUCCAGAUAAGUCACUGUGGUCUUUGGUUGAAAGAUUUAUGCUCUAAAUGAGAGGCUUUUGGGAUGGGAUCAGUUCUCUGUUUCAACUUUUACUAGUAUUUGAACACAUUCCUGUUGUAAUAACAAAGACUUGAAUGGAGAGAUUCAUAGUUCUGUGGUGUUCAGGCACAGCAUACUAAAAAGCUAUGUUAUUAUUAGUUUGUAAAUUGUCCUUUUGAUACCAUCUUGUUUUCUUUUGUAGGUAUGAAUAAAACACUGUUGUCAAUAAA